Kazachstania africana CBS 2517 is the source of this 729-nucleotide messenger RNA. RefSeq names its product putative monooxygenase CAT5 (gene CAT5). Gene Ontology annotation, cellular component: mitochondrial inner membrane. Bases 1 to 729 code for a protein of 242 amino acids. The record is from RefSeq and is a predicted model, not a curated record. Gene Ontology annotation, molecular function: 3-demethoxyubiquinol 3-hydroxylase activity. The transcript has a single exon. NCBI's taxonomy places the organism in Eukaryota, Fungi, Ascomycota, Saccharomycetes, Saccharomycetales, Saccharomycetaceae. Gene Ontology annotation, biological process: ubiquinone biosynthetic process.
AUGCUAAGAACAUCCUUGUAUAAUCAAUCACAGCUACUUUCAAGACCAUUCUCCGUCUUAGCUCCCUUAAAAGCUACAGUUAAAAAUGGUAACAAAUCCGUCAAAGCUGGUAAACAUGCAGAAGCUAAAGUUCCCAAAUAUGAACAACUUUCUGAAGCUCAGAGGGCAUACCUAGAUAGAGUGAUAAGGGUAGACCAGGCUGGCGAAUUGGGUGCUAAUUACAUAUAUGCGGGUCAAAUAUUUGUACUUUCAAGGAAAUAUCCACAUCUAAGACCAACUUUGAACCACAUGCGUGAUCAAGAAAUCCAUCAUCACAACACGUUCAACGCUUUACAGAUUAAGAAUCGAGUAAGACCAUCUUUAUUGACACCAUUUUGGAAAGUGGGGGCCAUUGCAAUGGGGAUGGGUACAGCUAUGAUUUCUCCAGAAGCUGCCAUGGCAUGUACAGAAGCCGUAGAAACCGUGAUUGGAGGUCAUUACAAUGCGCAACUGCGUGUUCUCACGAAUCAAUUCGAUCUUGAAGAUGUCAGUAGCCCAGAAAAUAAAAAGGGAACACCACAAGAGGUCAAAUCGCUAAUUGAUACCAUUAAGUUAUUCAGAGAUCAAGAAUUAGAACAUUUGGACACAGCUAUCAAGCAUGACUCUAGGAGAGCAGUGCCAUAUAAAGUUAUUACCGAAGGUAUCAAGGGUAUUUGUAAAAUUGCCAUUUGGAGUGCAGAAAGAAUAUGA